Penicillium paradoxum is the source of this 498-nucleotide messenger RNA. RefSeq lists its product as uncharacterized. NCBI's taxonomy places the organism in Eukaryota, Fungi, Ascomycota, Eurotiomycetes, Eurotiales, Aspergillaceae. The transcript has 3 exons. The coding region runs from base 1 to 498 and encodes 165 amino acids. The record is from RefSeq and is a predicted model, not a curated record.
AUGGCAGACGGAUUCAACCAAGCCCGCGCUAUGCGAGUCGCCGAAAUCAUCAAUGACUACCGCACACUGCUAGUGCACAUCUCGCAACAACAAGUCGAAGCCACACAGGACGAAUACUACGAAGAGGGCUUCGUCGUACUCCGCGAAUCCCUAGCCUCCGCCCAAACCCUAAUGUCAGCCAACUAUCAGCCCUGUCCGGUGACCGGACAAGGCAACGCCGAGACUGAGAAAGCCGAGCUACAAAGAGUUAUCCUCGACGGCAGCGCACGCCGAUUCCAAGCGCACAGGAUCUACCUACGCGCAGCUGCGGCUCGGCGAUGGGCCAUGACCCGCCAUGGCGGCCUCAAAACCGCAACGGCCGCUCUCCACCAGGAUCUGGCUCGUAUCACGGACCAGCAUGUUGUGGCGGAUCUCCGAGCGGCGGAUAUGCGGGCUGGGCACUGGGUUGAUGAUGACCCAUCUUUGGAAGCGAUUCGGCGCUGGAUCGCGGGUCACUAA